AUGUUGCGGCGAGCCACCAAGGCCUGUCCUUUUUGCGAGGUGCGGGCGUUGCUGGGUCCACCAACGGGAAACCUCAUCCAAGCCCGUCUGUACACCCAAUUGCAGCGGGAACGGGGCGAACGCCAUGGCGCAUCUUCUGCGCGUCCAUCCAGCUAUGCGCGCCGUCGUGAAAACCCCCGUCCGUCACGCAUGGUGCUGUCGGAAGACGUUGGGCGCACGUCUGAACGAACCCCACGGAGAAAACCGGACGCAUUUGGAUACCUCAAUCGCACAGAGGUGCCGCGGGGCUUAGAGCGGGUACGCGAACAGAGGGAAGCACGUGGGGGUAGACAGGCAACGGGGCGCGACGAUGGCAAGAGGAGGACAAGAUCAGAUGGCUUCCAUGCCCUCAAGAUGCAGAGUUCGCUGCACCAGGUACCCUAUAGCAACCGCACCGCCAUCAAGCGUAAGAUGGAGGAAUACGACUCCUUCGACAAGUUCCCCCUCGCCGAACCCAUCCUCAGCGCCAUCAAGGACGCCCUCCCCGGCCUCGAAUAUCGCAACCCCACACCCGCCCAAGCCGUUGCAAUACCAGCCCUACUGGGCUUGCAGAAGACCGUGCGAGCAAAAGUAAAGGCAAAGCAAAGUGGACCCGACACGUUUCUUUUGGCUGCCGAAACGGGUUCCGGGAAGACGUUGGCCUACCUGCUUCCGACACUGGACGCUAUCAAGGCGGAAGAACUGCAGGAAAAGGAAGAUGCCGAAGAACAAGCGCAGAAGGAUGCCCAGAAGGCGCAGGCCGACUCACAGGACCGAAGGACCGACAUGUUCGCCGCAGAGGAACCCCAAAUUAACAAGGCAGUAGACCCAGCACGACCACGAGCCAUCAUCCUUGUUCCAUCCGCUGAACUGGUGGCCCAAGUCGGUGCCGUGGCAAAGUCGCUCUCCCACACUGUCAAGUUUCGCGCUGCGCCCAUAUCCGCCAAGAUGACUGCCAAAGUCAUUCGCAAUCAACUCUUCAAUCCCAACGGAGUCGACGUUGUUAUUAGCACACCCCCGUUGUUAGCCAGUAUCGCCGAAAGCAACCCCAACAUCCUCGCCCGCGUCACUCACCUCAUCUGCGACGAAGCAGACUCCCUCUUCGACCGCUCCUUCAAAGAAAGCACCACCGAAAUCCUCGACCGAGCCACCCCAUCGCUCAAGAAACUGCUCCUCUGCUCCGCCACCAUCCCAAAGUACCUCGACAAGUACCUCGCCGACAGAUUCCCCCGACAUGCAACGCCUCACGUAAACAAGGACCCAUACCGCGGCAACAAAAACCUCGCCUGCGCCGACACAAUCUGGCAGAUUGGCAAAGCAUCCGGCGACUACGACCCCAACGAAGGAAAAGAAGCCAUUCCCAUCAAGCGCAUCCUCGUCUUCGUCAACCAACGCGAAGACACCGAAGCCGUAGCCCAAUACCUCGUGUCAAAAGGCAUCGACGCCCUAGCCUUCCACCGCGACACGGAUCCCUCGCGCGCAGCCAAAAUCCUCAAUUCCUUCACCAGCGACAUGUUGAUCAAAGCCCCUGUGUCUGCAGAUGGCGGAGAUGUCGCUCCUCCUCCGAAACAAGAAUCGUCGAAUAAACGCACGCUGCCUAAUACAAAGGUCAUUGUAACUACGGAUCUGGGCUCAAGAGGUAUCGACACCGUGUCGGUAAAACAUGUCAUUUUGUACGAUGUACCGCAUACUACUAUUGAUUUCAUUCAUCGCCUGGGUAGGACGGGACGUAUGGGUAGGAGAGGCCGCGGUAUUGUGUUGUUGGGAGCGGGUGAUAGGGCGGACGUGGUUAGGGAGGUUAAGGAUGCCAUGUUUAGGGGUGAGGCGUUGAUCUAG
Molecule: messenger RNA, 1854 nt
Organism: Pyrenophora tritici-repentis Pt-1C-BFP
Lineage: Eukaryota; Fungi; Ascomycota; Dothideomycetes; Pleosporales; Pleosporaceae
Source: RefSeq, a predicted model, not a curated record